This is a messenger RNA of Emiliania huxleyi CCMP1516, 339 nucleotides long. RefSeq lists its product as hypothetical. The coding region runs from base 1 to 339 and encodes 112 amino acids. The record is from RefSeq and is a predicted model, not a curated record. The transcript is spliced from 5 exons. NCBI's taxonomy places the organism in Eukaryota, Haptophyta, Isochrysidales, Noelaerhabdaceae.
AUGUUUGCGUUUCUCGCAGCCUUCUUGGACUUGGACUUGCUUGGUUGGGAGCUCAAGGGUGCUACUGGCGCCGGCGCACGGAUCGUGGUUGCAGCAUGCGAUUAUAUCCAUAAGGGAUUUCAUUCCUUUUGGGUCGAGGCGGAGAAGCGCGGCAAGGGCAAGAAGGGCAAGAAGAAGAAGAAGGGCGGCGGGAGCGGCGGCGCUGGGCCGUCGCAGGAGGCCGAGGCGCCGUCAGAGGCAGCCGCAGCCAAGCCCGCGAAGCUGGACAGGGAGGGGUUGAUCAGGCUUCUCGAGACGCUCCACGAGGAGCGGAUUCGGGCCAAGGCGGAUGCAGACUAG